Molecule: messenger RNA, 1083 nt
Organism: Drosophila mauritiana
Lineage: Eukaryota; Metazoa; Arthropoda; Insecta; Diptera; Drosophilidae
Gene: Decay
Product: caspase-3
Exons: 3
Coding region: 19-945 (308 amino acids)
Biological process (GO): proteolysis
Molecular function (GO): cysteine-type endopeptidase activity
Source: RefSeq, a predicted model, not a curated record
GCGCGCGGACGGUCAGAAAUGGACGACACCGACUUCUCGCUCUUCGGGCAGAAGAACAAGCACAAGAAGGACAAGGCGGAUGCCACCCAGAUCGCCCAGACGCCCACCUCGGAGCUGGACCUCAAGAGGAUCAUAAUCUCGCGCCCCACCAACGAGGAUACAUACGAGAAUUGCGCGCGGGCGGGCAUUGCGCUGAUCCUGAACCACAAGGAUGUCAAGGGACAGAAGCAGCGCGUGGGCACCGAACGGGAUCGCGAUGACAUGGAGGCGACGCUGCAGGGAUUCGGAUUCGAUGUACGCACCUUCGACGAUCUGACCUUCUCCGAGAUCAACGACACGCUCAAAGAGGUUGCUCGCGAGGAUCACAGUCAAAACGACUGCUUUGUGUUGGCGGUGAUGUCACACGGCACCGAAGGCAAGGUCUACGCGAAGGACAUGGCAUAUCCUGUGGAGCGCCUGUGGAAUCCCUUCCUCGGCGACAACUGCAAGACACUCAAGAACAAACCGAAACUCUUCUUCAUCCAGGCCUGUCGCGGUGCCAACCUGGAAAAGGCCGUGGAGUUCUCCAGCUUCGCGGUGAUGACCAGGGAACUGGUCCCGGAACCCGCUGCCGCCGUUCAACCCAUCACCUAUGCCAUUCCCAGCACGGCGGACAUGCUCGUCUUCUACUCCACCUUCGACAAAUUCUUCUCAUUCCGAAACGUUGACGAUGGCUCCUGGUUCAUCCAGAGCCUGUGCCGCGUCCUCGACCAGGCCGCCGCCAACGAAGCUGCCACGCCGGAUGGCGUCGAGCUGCUCCGCCUGCUGACCGCAGUGAAUCGGAAGGUGGCCUACGAGUACCAGUCGAAUACGAAGAACGAGGCCCUCAACCAGAUGAAGGAAAUGCCCAACUUUAUGUCGACGCUGACCAAAACGUUCCAGCUGCGUGUUAAGCCCAAGACCUGAGAUCCGGUCACGGAAUCAGCGACAAUCCAAUCGGGACUGUGAGUCAGUCCGCGGGUCAAGAACGAGGGACGCCACAACUCUUUCAUUUAAUCGUAAUGUUUGCAAUUUGUUAAUAGAAAUACAUAUCGAUGGCACUUA